UUCUUUACAUUACAGGCACCACAAGUUUAUUGUGCUAAAGGGCCAUUUUUGGAUUUCAUAAAUGAUAAUGUGCCGAUUCUCAAAGACAAAUUUUGGCCCACAUUAUGGUGUUUUGAAAGCAGAGCUCAGACUGUUUUUGCGAACUUACUUAGGUCACGAUUGUGGCCUUACAUAAAAUACCGCAGGGAAAUUUUGAUUCUAUCAGAUGGCGGUGAAGUGGCCCUUGACUGGGCCGAGCAAAAUUGUUGUCCAACUUCGCCAAUCAUGAUAAUAUUGCCCGGUUUAACGGGAGCAAGUCAUGCAGAAUACAUAAAAUGUCUAGUCUACGCGGCUAAAAAUGUCGGCAUCAAAUGCGUUAUAUUUAACAACAGAGGAUUAGGUGGCGUGAAAUUAAAGACACCAAGAUUGUACUGUGCUUCCAACUGCGAGGACUUGAACGAAGUCAUCGAGCACGUGCACCGGCUCCACCCAAACAUGCCNGAGAACAAAAGAGAAGUUAAGAGAAUGUACGGAGCUGAGACAAUACCACUAAAAGAAGUCAAAGACACCAAGAAUGUCGCAAUGAUCGUGACAUCUCGAGGAGGACAUAUAGGUUUUCUUGAAGGUAUCUGGCCGGUAAGAGAAGAACAGUACAUGGGAAAGGUGUUCGCUCAAUUUUUUACAGCAGUUUUUACAAUUGGUCAGGACCAUCCAGCCUUCUACUAAAUUAAAAUCAAUCUACACCUCUUCUCUCUUGGCUCACCUUGCCGAAUUUGUACAAAAAAAAUUUAAUACUAUCCAGUAUGCGUUUUUACUUGAUUUUGAAAUGUACAUUUAGUCAUACAUAUAUACGCAACUCGAUUAUUCCCUCCUACCAAGAUUUUUGUACUAAUGCAUUCGUACCUAAUUAUUAACUAAUGUAAUAUUUAAAGAUUUUUACACUGUUUUUUUAUCACUUUUGCAUAUUAUUAAUUUUAAAAUUUAUUAAAUUCUGUUGUGUAGUAACAAAUGUUUAGUGUGCCGAUUUUGUAAAUAUCUGUAGAAUUUUUGUCUGCGAGCAUAAAUUAAAGUGCCUAAUAACAAUUUUUUUCUUUCAUAAACUAUAAAACUCACAUUCCUUAUUUUCUUAAUAAUUGUUAAGAGGUUACA
This is a messenger RNA of Copidosoma floridanum, 1128 nucleotides long. RefSeq names its product phospholipase ABHD3-like. Gene Ontology annotation, molecular function: monoacylglycerol lipase activity; acetylesterase activity. NCBI's taxonomy places the organism in Eukaryota, Metazoa, Arthropoda, Insecta, Hymenoptera, Encyrtidae. The record is from RefSeq and is a predicted model, not a curated record. Gene Ontology annotation, biological process: medium-chain fatty acid biosynthetic process; medium-chain fatty acid catabolic process.